Molecule: messenger RNA, 2034 nt
Organism: Aspergillus aculeatus ATCC 16872
Lineage: Eukaryota; Fungi; Ascomycota; Eurotiomycetes; Eurotiales; Aspergillaceae
Product: acetylornithine transaminase
Exons: 3
Coding region: 118-1557 (479 amino acids)
Biological process (GO): arginine metabolic process
Cellular component (GO): mitochondrial matrix
Molecular function (GO): transaminase activity; identical protein binding; pyridoxal phosphate binding
Source: RefSeq, a predicted model, not a curated record
GCCCGUCGAGUCAUUAAAUCGCGCUUCCCUACCUACCUAGUACCUCCUCCUGGUAUAAAGUUCCCCCCGUUGCCAGAGAUCGACACGUUGUCAAUUCCCCCAGUGUCUGUUCAUACAAUGGCUCUUCUACACCUUGCCUCGCGGCGUCUGCCCGCUGCCAGGAAGCUGGUCCCUGAAAUCAACUCCGUGCUCCGUCCUCGGUUCACCGCAGUGCCCGUGCGGUCCUUGAGCGCGACAGCUGCUCCUCAAGCAAAGGAUAAAAGCUCCUUGCCUAACCCCGAUCCCACCGCCGAUUCCGCUUCCUCCUCUUUCAUCAAUGCUCAAACCCCGUUCAUGGUCCCCACCUACGUCCGGCCACCUCCGGUGAUGGUCAAGGGGCAGGGCAGCUAUCUCUGGGAUAUGGAGAACAGAAAGUACCUUGAUCUGACGUCUGGUAUUGCUGUCAACUCUCUUGGUCACUGUGACCCUGAGAUCGCAAAGAUCAUCGCCGAACAGUCCGAGAUCCUCAUCCACGCCUCGAACCUGUACUACAAUGCCUGGACCGGAGCCCUGAGCAAACUCUUGAUCGAGGUCACCCGCGAGUCCGGUGCCAUGCGUGACGCUUCCCAGGUGUUCAUCGCCAACUCCGGUACCGAGGCCAACGAGGCUGCCAUCAAGUUCGCCCGCAAGGUCGGUCGCUCGCGCGACCCCUCGGGCGCCAAGCACGAGCUCGUUUCCUUCCACAACUCCUUCCACGGCCGCACGAUGGGUGCCUUGUCCGCGACCCCCAACCCUAAGUACCAGACCCCCUUCUCGCCCAUGCUGCCGGGCUUCAAGUACGGAAACUACAACGACGUGGAGCAGCUCCAGACUCUCAUCACUGACAAGACCUGCGGUGUGAUCGUCGAGCCCAUCCAGGGUGAGGGCGGUGUCAACGUUGCCACCCCCGAGUUCCUGGUUGCUCUGCGCAAGCGUUGCGACGAGGUGGGCGCCGUCCUGAUCUUUGACGAGAUUCAGUGCGGUCUGUCCCGGACGGGCAGUCUCUGGGCGCACGGCCACCCUUCGCUGGCGCCCGCCUCCGGCGAGGCCGCUCACCCCGACAUCCUGACCACCGCGAAGGCGCUGGGCAACGGCUUCCCCAUCGGUGCCACCAUCAUCGCCGAGAAGACGGUUGCCUCGCACAUCAAGCCGGGCGACCACGGAACCACCUUCGGUGGUAACCCCCUGGCCUGCCGCGUCGCCCACCACAUCGUCAAGCGGUUGGCAGCGCCCGAGCUGCAGAAGCAGGUCGAGGACAAGUCGGCCGUGCUGCAGGCCGGCUUUGCUGCCCUCAAGCAGAAGCACCCGAACGUCAUCUCGCAGGUCCGCGGUCGCGGUCUGAUCCUGGGUGUGCAACUCACCCCCGAGUUCGGCGCCAAGGCUGGAGACUUGGUGGCGGCUGCGCGCGAGCGUGGCAUGCUGAUCAUCACCGCCGGUGAGGGCUGCAUCCGGUUCGUGCCUUCGUUGACGAUCACCGAGGAGCAGCUCAAGACGGGCCUGAAGAUCUUCGAGCAGGCCUUGGAGGCUGUGAUUGCUUAGAUAUGUGGAGUACAUGCUUAAUGAUCAUCGAAAAAAAGUUAGAGGUGACAGAAAGACUGCUGGCUCGGGAUUCUACACUAACCGCUCGCUGCGGGUCUGACCUGCCGCAACACUGCAUCUUGUUCUGAAGAUAUAUUUACAUCACCGUUUUUCUUUCCGGCUCAUAGCAUAGACGUGGGUUUAAUAGAAUGCAUAUCAGACAUUGUACCUGGUGAUGACAAUGGAGCUCGAGAAGUGACAUCUUCGGACGUGCUUCAGGUGCCGAAGCACAAGGCAGCAAGCAUAUUCAUCCGAGUAUCAUAGACCGGGGCUCCUACAUCGAUGCUCCGACUAGUCCGUCCUCCAGUGAGAGCCCGUCGUAGACUCACUAUCCUCACUUUCCCAGGCAACGACCAGCCAGCCCCAACCCAACUAGAACCCAUCACGCAAGCCGAGCAAAAAGAAAUAAACACUACUCAUUCCUACAUACGCAUCCGC